AUGCAGUCAACAGUAUUUUUAUUUCUGGUCGCAUCUGUUAUUGGUACAGUUCAAUCACAAACAUGGGCUGGCACUUAUAUACCCGAUUCAACUUGUAGUACAUCAGCUUGCUGCUGUUUGAGUGAACAGGUAGUAGUAACAUCUGCUUCGGCAAAUACUUAUACAGUCAACUCCGGCACAAGUGGUGUAUGUGGUGGUGUUACUACAUUCACAGGUACCGCUCAUACAGAUGGAUAUACAGGUUGGAUGGUAGUAACCGACAAUAAUACACUCACACUUAGCUCCGAUAGUAACACCAUCAAUGUAAUCAGUUCUUCGAACGCAGCAUGCAGUGGUCAAGGAGUCAAGAGUGGUGUUAUCAAACAACAUCCUAAUAUUAUAAUGUUAUUUGCUAUAUGUUUAAUCAGUAUGAUGAUGAGUGUCUUGAAGAUGUGA
This is a messenger RNA of Adineta steineri, 435 nucleotides long. Lineage: Eukaryota; Metazoa; Rotifera; Eurotatoria; Adinetida; Adinetidae. The record is from the annotation of a GenBank genome assembly.